Molecule: messenger RNA, 4097 nt
Organism: Psammomys obesus (fat sand rat)
Lineage: Eukaryota; Metazoa; Chordata; Mammalia; Rodentia; Muridae
Gene: Sema6c
Product: semaphorin 6C
Exons: 21
Coding region: 442-3345 (967 amino acids)
Biological process (GO): axon guidance; neural crest cell migration; negative chemotaxis
Molecular function (GO): semaphorin receptor binding; chemorepellent activity
Source: RefSeq, a predicted model, not a curated record
CCUCCGGGCGGUCGCAUUGUUUUCCUCCGCGGAUCUGCGGCGAGGGUAGGGGCUUGCACUCGCACCUAAGGCUCCCGCCACCUGACAGCGCCCUGGAGCCUAAAUCGAAGCACCACUCUGACGGGACUCUCGUCGCAUCUCGCCCGAGCCCCAAGCACGGAUUGCGAACUCUACGCGGCGCGGAGCAAGGAGCCGCCGGGGGCUCCCUGGACCUCGCUGACCCGGAUCUCCGAGCAAGUACCUUGGGAUCAGAGGGCUCCUAUCUCCCUUCAUCCCCCACAGGACCCACCACCCCAGAGGCAGCCUGAUGAGGGAAGAAGGGGCAAGCGGGGCACGUUCAGCCAUUUCUUCUUACUGGUCCUUUCUAUCCUUCGCUCUGCAUAGGGGGGCCAGCAUAUGGGUGAGGGGGUACCCCCUGGGGCUUGAGCUGCCCCGCACAGGAUGCCCCGUGCCCUCCACUCCAUGCCCUUGCUGCUGCUGCUGUUGCUGUCACUCCCCCACGCCCAGGCCGCCUUUCCCCAGGACCCCACCCCUCUGUUGACCUCUGACCUACAAGGUGCCUCUCCAUCAUCUUGGUUCCGGGGCCUGGAGGGUGAUGCGGUGGCUGCAGAACUUGGGCUGGACUUUCAGCGAUUCCUGACCUUGAACCGGACCUUACUUGUGGCCGCCCGGGAUCACGUUUUCUCCUUCGAUCUUCAAGCCCAGGAAGAAGGGGAGGGGCUGGUGCCCAACAAGUUUCUGACAUGGAGGAGCCAAGAUAUGGAGAAUUGUGCUGUUCGGGGGAAGCUGACGGACGAAUGCUACAAUUACAUCCGUGUUCUUGUUCCCUGGGACUCGCAGACACUCCUUGCCUGUGGAACAAACUCAUUCAGCCCCAUGUGCCGCAGCUACAGGAUAACAUCACUGCAGCAGGAGGGUGAGGAGCUGAGUGGGCAAGCUCGGUGCCCCUUUGAUGCCACCCAGUCCAAUGUGGCCAUAUUUGCAGAGGGCAGUUUGUACUCAGCCACAGCAGCAGACUUCCAGGCCAGUGACGCUGUGGUCUACAGGAGCCUUGGACCUCAGCCCCCGCUCCGUUCUGCAAAGUAUGACUCCAAGUGGCUUCGAGAGCCACACUUUGUCUAUGCUUUGGAACAUGGAGACCACGUCUACUUCUUCUUCCGGGAGGUUUCUGUGGAAGAUGCUCGCCUGGGGAGGGUACAGUUUUCCCGGGUAGCCCGGGUGUGCAAACGUGACAUGGGUGGCUCUCCUCGGGCCUUGGAUCGCCACUGGACAUCCUUCCUCAAGCUGAGGCUCAACUGCUCUGUCCCUGGGGACUCCACCUUCUACUUUGACGUCUUACAGGCCUUAACUGGGCCUGUGAACCUGCAUGGCCGCUCUGCUCUCUUUGGGGUCUUCACUACUCAGACCAAUAGCAUUCCUGGGUCUGCCGUCUGCGCCUUCUACCUGGAUGACAUUGAACGUGGGUUUGAGGGCAAGUUCAAGGAGCAGAGGAGUCUGGAUGGGGCCUGGACUCCUGUGUCUGAGGACAGGGUCCCCUCACCCAGGCCAGGGUCCUGUGCAGGUGUGGGUGGAGCUGCCUUUUUCUCCUCCUCUCAAGACCUACCUGACGAUGUCCUGCUCUUCAUCAAGGCCCACCCACUGCUGGAUCCCGCUGUGCCACCUGCCACCCAUCAACCCCUCCUCACUCUCACCAGCAGGGCUCUACUGACCCAGGUAGCUGUGGACGGCAUGGCUGGGCCCCACAGAAACACCACAGUCCUGUUUCUUGGCUCCUCUGAUGGGACAGUACUGAAGGUGCUGCCUCCAGGGGGACAGUCUCUGGAACAUGAGCCUAUCAUAUUGGAAGAGAUCAAUGCCUAUAGCCCUGCCCGUUCCUUGUGGCAUCAUAUUAGGUGCAGUGGGAAGCGUUCAGCCCAAGCUGCAAGACGGAUCAUAGGGCUGGAGCUGGACACUGAGGGUCACAGGCUUUUUGUGGCCUUUCCUGGAUGUAUCGUCUACCUCCCUCUCAGCCGCUGUGCCCGCCAUGGGGCAUGUCAGAGGAGCUGUCUGGCUUCCCGGGACCCAUACUGUGGAUGGCAUCGACUCAGAGGCUGUGUGAAUAUCAGGGGAUCUGGCUGGACCGAUGCUGAUCUGACUGGGAACCAGGAAUCCAUGGAGCAUGGUGAUUGCCAAGGUGGAGCAACCGGAAGUCAGUCUGGCCCUGGAGAUUCUGCUUAUGUGCUUCUGGGUUCUGGCCCUUCCCCUGAGACCCCCAGUUCCCCCAGAGAUGCCCACCCAGGGCCCCAGUCUUCUACUCUUGGAGCUCACACGCAGGGCGUGCGCACAGACCUUCCCCCCGCCUCAGCCUACCGCUCCAUCCCCAUCCCACUCCUCCUGGCCUGUGUGGCGGCAGCCUUCGCCCUGGGCGCCUCCGUCUCCGGCCUCUUGGUGUCCUGCGCUUGUCGUCGCGCGAAUCGCCCUCGGAGCAAGGACAUCGAGACCCCGGGGCUGCCGCGUCCUCUCUCCCUCCGCAGUCUGGCCCGGCUGCACGGUGGCGGUCCUGAGCCCCCGCCUCCGCCCAAGGAUGGAGACGGAGCGCAGACGCCCCAGCUCUACACUACCUUCCUGCCCCCGCCCGAGGGUGGGCCCCCGCCGGAGCUGGCCUGCCUGCCCACCCCGGAGUCCACGCCCGAGCUGCCGGUGAAGCACCUCCGCGCCUCCGGGGGACCCUGGGAGUGGAACCAGAACGGGAACAACGCUUCGGAGGGCCCGGGCCGCCCUCGGGGCUGCAGUGCGGCGGGCGGGUCGGCGCCCCGCGUGCUGGUGAGGCCCCCGCCUCCGGGCUGCCCGGGGCAGGCGGUGGAGGUGACGACGCUGGAGGAACUGCUGCGCUACCUGCACGGCCCGCAGCCGCCCAGGAAGGGCGCCGAGCCGCCGCCCCCCGCCCCGUUCCCCGCGAGGCCGCCCGCCGCGGAGCCCGGCGCCGCCCUGUUCGCGGACUCCAGCCCGCUGCCGCGGGACUGCGUGCCGCCGCUGAGGCUCGACGUGCCGCCCGGAGGCAGGCGCGCGGCCCCCGGCGCACGGCCCGCCCUGUCGGCCCCCGCCCCGCGCCUGGGCGUCGGCGUCGGCCGCAGACUGCCCUUCCCCACGCACCGCGCGCCCCCGGCUCUGCUCACGCGGGUCCCCUCGGGAGGCCACGCCAGGUACUCCGGGGGGCCCGGGAGGCAUCUCCUGUACCUCGGCCGGCCCGACGGCUACCGCGGCCGCUCCCUCAAGAGGGUGGACGUCAAGUCUCCGCCGGCUCCCCAGCCGGCCCUCGCCGCCCCGCAGCCGCCCGCGCCGCACGGCGGCCAGUUCAACUUCUGACGGCAGCCGCGGGCGCCCGUCGAGAACUGGAGGCCGCCGGCCCGCCCGGACCCCCGAGAGUCUCCCGGGGCCCCCCUCUCGCCCCGGUUUAUUUAUUGACUGUACUCCCCCCUGGCCCAGGGAGGGGGCGAGGAGCUCGCCGCCCGGAGCGCCAGCAUUUCGGGGGAGCUGGCUGCCCCCCGCUCCCCGCUCCCUUCCAGCCACGCUGCCUUAACUCGCCGCUCCGGGCUCCCGCCGACUGGGCCCCGGGCGGGCCGGCCGGGGCUGGAGCCGCGCGCUGUGUACAGAGUCCUCGGGCCUCGUGGGGCCGGGACGUGCCUCCUCCUACUGUGUAGGAGCCCCCCCAACACCCCGUCUUCCCAAUACAGCGUGUCCCCCCACCCCCAGCCGCUGCCUGACUUUUCUCGCGGUGCGGGAGGGGGAGGAGGGCGGGGCGGGGCGGGCCCGCCCGGCCCCUCUGGGUGCCCGCGCCCCUGAAUGCCUGCCUUCACCUCACCUCGGGCCCCCGAGUCUCUCCGGAGUAAUUGGCUUGGCGGCUGUCCCACCGGGGUUAAUCAGGAAAGGUUUCCUGAAGGAAGGAGGCAAGCGACCUGGUGGGGGUGGGGGGGUGAGCCAGGGCCCAGGAGAGUAGCGGGGUACAGAUGGGGGGCGCUGGGGAAAGGCACUCGGCACGUUUCUGAAUAGAGGUCAGGCACCUUUUUACGGCUUACGCUGUGGGGUGGGGGAGGGAACUUUUGGAAAAAUAAAACGAA